This is a messenger RNA of Lichtheimia ornata, 1281 nucleotides long. RefSeq lists its product as uncharacterized. The record is from RefSeq and is a predicted model, not a curated record. NCBI's taxonomy places the organism in Eukaryota, Fungi, Mucoromycota, Mucoromycetes, Mucorales, Lichtheimiaceae. The coding region runs from base 1 to 1281 and encodes 426 amino acids. Gene Ontology annotation, cellular component: cytoplasm; membrane. The transcript has 7 exons. Gene Ontology annotation, molecular function: protein binding.
AUGAAUUCUCCCCAAUCUCAAACUACUACCAAUACCAAACCUGCUUUGCAUGGUGUCAAGAUAAAGCAAAGAAAGGGUGUUCAAAAAGCACAAGCAAAACACGAGCCUGAAGUCUUCAGGGAUAACUUAUUGACGCAUCUGUCAUCGAUCGACAAGGAUAACUUUGACGCCAUCUCGUCCAAACUCGACGCGGCGGGAAAUACACUCGAAUAUCGCAAGUACGCCGACUCUCUUUGGGAAAUCCUUAUUACUGGAGGCAUUGUUGAACCAGGAGGUAUCAUUGAUGCCAGUGCCGAGCGAAGCUCCUUUUGUCUCUUUUCUGCUCCCGAUGAUCCUGAAGUCAUCAAGAAACAUGUCAAGGUCUUUAACAAGCUCAUCCGUCGCUACAAGUAUCUUCAAAAAUCAUUGGAUGACACCCUCAAGCAUGUGUUGCAGUUUAUCAACAAGUGGAAGUCCGAGGAGUGCAACAAACUCGCCAUGGCCACGGGUUACAUUAUCACCACGCAGCUUACAGGAAUUUCCGUCAUGAAGGUGCUUUUGAAGGAUUAUUUGGUCAAAGAUGGUGCAUCGCUUGAGUUUGCCACCUCGGUGUUUCGAACGAUUUUGAGCGAACAAGGCAUCGACCAAUUGGGCAAAAUGCUCGUCAACGCUGAUAUGGAUUCAAAGCUGAUUGAGCUCUUCCCACCCAACAAGCGUGAGGAGGAUUGUCUUGUGCGUCAUUUCGAAGCACAGGAUAUGAAGGAGCUCGUUGAAUUCCAUCAAAAGAAUGUCAUGGAUUCUAUCAAGAAGGAUCUGUUGGCUAAAUUGCAUGCCAUGAUGACUGAUGAGGACGCCAACGCCAAGGAGGUCAUCACUGAAAUCAAGCAAGUCAUGAAGGACAACAAGAUCAGUGAGCCUGAAAUGAUCCAAAUUAUCUGGAUGGCUGUUAUUAGUACAGUCGACGUGAUCAAUGCUCGACCAGAUCAAGUGGAGGUGCAGGCUUUACGUGCAAUCAAGAGCUGGACGGAUGUCUUGGAAACCUUCACUACUUCUCCCAAGACCGAACUUGUCCUCCUUCAAAACGUCCAAAUCACCUGCUAUGAGGAUGCCAAACUCACCAAGUUCUUCCGCCAAAUUGUGCAGCUCCUCUACAAGAACGAUGUGCUUUCCGAUAAUGCCAUCGUUUUUUGGGCUGACAAGGCACACAAGCCCCAAGGCAAGACUGUCUUUUUGAAGCAAAUGGCUGCUUUUGUGCAAUGGUUGCGUGAGAACGAAGAUGAUAGCAGUGAAGAAGAAGAUUAA